Melanaphis sacchari is the source of this 1325-nucleotide messenger RNA. Its product is annotated as DNA primase large subunit-like. The coding region runs from base 53 to 1312 and encodes 419 amino acids. The transcript has 4 exons. Gene Ontology annotation, biological process: DNA replication, synthesis of primer. The record is from RefSeq and is a predicted model, not a curated record. Gene Ontology annotation, cellular component: alpha DNA polymerase:primase complex. Lineage: Eukaryota; Metazoa; Arthropoda; Insecta; Hemiptera; Aphididae.
CAUACAUAUCGGUGGUUAUAGGUUUAUUUUUUUCAGAUAAUGAAAAUAAAAGAUGUUUUAUUUACAAGUACCAGAUAUAAAUCUAUCCAUAUUUGAUGUGGAAGAUUCAGCUUUAUCUCGUUUGGGACAUUUUGCUACUUAUUCCAAAUUAAGUGGCCAACAAAAGCACUUGAAUUAUUUGAAAAAUUCUUCGCUUUUAGACUACUCUGGAUUUCUGUGUCUUAGAACCCAUGCAAGUUUAACAGAUGAUAAUACAUUAAAGGAGAUGAUCAUAGAAGGAGAAUGUCGUUUAAUCUCAGAACGUUUAAAGUUAUUGAAACCAAACUAUUUAAGAAAAUACUUAAUCAAAAUUAUAGAUGAUAUUGAACUUUAUAAUGUAACUGACGAUAAUAUAGAUAUUUUACUAAAAUGCUGUUCAGAAUACAAGGAUAAGCAACAUGUACCAUGCAAUGAAGAUUGUAGUUUACAGUCUAUUGAAGUUCCUUGGCAAAAAUGCCCUACGUUAGUUUCUAAUCGAAAAGUGCACCUCAAUCAAGGCAUUGCCAUUGUACUCUGUAAUCAAUGGAACAGUUUAUUAGUUGAUUUAUUUCGUCUAAUUUAUAUUAAAUCAUUACAUACAAUUCGUCGCUCAAUAUCUACUUUAAAUAAUAACAAUUUACGAAUUGAAUAUCUUAAUGAGAAAAUAAAUAGGUAUUAUAAUUCUAAAAUAGCCUUUUGGAAAAAUAUUAAUGAACAGAUAUCUUUGGAAGAACUUAUUUUAAACAAAAUAUUAUUACCUCCUUGCAUGUUGUUGUCAUUAAAUUCAUUAUUCACAAAUCAUCGGCUUGCACAUAAUCCACGUUAUCAGUUGACAUUAUUUUUAAAAGAUAUAGGAAUACCUUUAGAACAAACUUUAAUGUUAUUUCAACAGGAAUAUUCCAAGUGUGGAAAUCUAAAAAGUACAUGCACACAUUCAUGGGAAGAACAUCACAAACAAAUAGAAUACAAUGUCCGACAUACUUAUGGUAUGAUAGGAUCAAAAAAAAAUUAUCAAAUGACAUCUUGUGUUUUAAUGCAGAAGCAAAAUAUUCAAGUUUCUGAAGAAGGAUGCUGUCCAUUUGUACAUUGUAGUGAAGAUAAACUAAAAAGUAUCUUAGAAGAGUUUACAUCCAUCAGUGAUGUAGAAAAAAAUAUUUUAAAUGAUUUAAAAAAUAGUGAUCAACCUAUCCAAGCAUGUCAUUGGUAUGCACAUAAGUUGUUUCAAACUUCAAAACCUCUAUAUCAUAAUACACCAACACAGUAUUUUUUCAAUUCAAAAAAAGCCACUAGUUAAAUAUGUUUUUAAG